Phaethon lepturus (White-tailed tropicbird) is the source of this 3150-nucleotide messenger RNA. RefSeq names its product solute carrier family 43 (amino acid system L transporter), member 2 (gene SLC43A2). The transcript has 13 exons. The coding region runs from base 38 to 1723 and encodes 561 amino acids. The record is from RefSeq and is a predicted model, not a curated record. Lineage: Eukaryota; Metazoa; Chordata; Aves; Phaethontiformes; Phaethontidae. Gene Ontology annotation, molecular function: neutral L-amino acid transmembrane transporter activity; L-amino acid transmembrane transporter activity. Gene Ontology annotation, biological process: neutral amino acid transport; transmembrane transport.
GUUGAUACUCUGGACGAGGCCAUCUUCUCACACAGCAAUGGCACCCACGCUUGCUACUGCCCAUCGCCGGCGCUGGUGGAUGGCAUUCACAGCCAUCAUUGAGAACCUGCUCUUCUCUGCCGUCCUGCUGGGCUGGGGGUCUCUCCUCAUCAUGCUGAAAGCAGAAGGGUUUUACUCCUACCUGUGCCAUGAGUCAGGAAACAGCACCAGCAGCCCUGAACAUGAGAACAGCACAGCUUCAGAGCACAAAUGGCCUUCCUGCAAUGCCCAGGAUGAAAUGCUGAACUUGGCCUUCACCAUUGGGUCCUUCCUGCUCAGUGCAAUCACGUUGCCCCUGGGGAUUGUCAUGGACAAGUACGGCCCUCGCAAGCUGCGGCUGCUUGGAAGUGCCUGCUUUGCUGUGUCCUGUGUGCUGAUUGCCUACGGUGCCAGUAACCCGGACUCUCUGUCUGUGCUGAUAUUCAUUGCGCUGGCUCUGAAUGGCUUUGGUGGGAUGUGCAUGACCUUCACAUCGCUUACGCUGCCCAACAUGUUUGGUGACCUUCGUUCCACGUUCAUUGCGCUGAUGAUUGGCUCCUAUGCUUCCUCUGCUGUGACUUUUCCAGGAAUCAAGGUUAUAUAUGACUUUGGGGUCUCCUUCAUCCUUAUUCUGCUUGUCUGGGCAAGCUGUGCAGGACUAGUUUUCCUCAACUGCUUCUUCAAUUGGCCACUGGAGCCUUUCCCAGGACCAGAAGACAUGGACUAUUCGGUGAAAAUAAAGUUCAGCUGGCUGGGAUUUGACCACAAAAUCACUGGGAAGCAGUUUUACAAGCAAGUAACGACUGUGGGGCGCCGUCUCAGUGUGGGGAGCUCCAUGAAGGGCCCCAAGGAGCCAACAGCCUUGCAAGAGAACAACAAGCUCUGUCUGUCUACGGUGGACCUAGAAGUGAAGUGCCAACCUGACAAUGCAGCUUCUCCCUCCUUCAUGAAGAGUGUCUUCAGUCCUAUCUUGCUGCUCAGCCUUAUCACCAUGUGUGUCACUCAGCUGCGGCUCAUCUUCUACAUGGGGGCCAUGAAUACCAUCCUUGAGUUUCUGUCUGGAGAUGAAGAUCAAGUGGCUCUCUACACUUCCAUUUUUGGGGUAUUGCAACUGUUGUGUUUGCUGACAGCGCCUGUGAUCGGGUACAUCAUGGAUUGGCGACUGAAAGAAUGCGAUGAUGGCUUAGAGAACGAGGAGAACAACGCUGAGCAAAGUGACAAGAAAAAGAAAAAACGUGAUCGUCAGAUCCAGAAAGUCACCAAUGCCACCAAUGCCUUUGUAUUCACAAAUGUGCUGCUGGUUGGAUUUGGAAUCACUUGCCUUAUUCCUAAUCUACCGUUGCAGAUUCUUUCCUUCAUUUUGCACACAAUUGUGAGAGGAUUCAUCCACUCAGCUGUGGGAGGCCUCUAUGCAGCUGUAUACCCCUCUACUCAGUUUGGCAGCUUGACAGGGUUGCAGUCGUUGAUCAGUGCCCUUUUUGCCCUUCUGCAGCAGCCUCUUUUUAUGGCAUUGACAGGACCUUUGGAAGGAGACCCUCUUUGGGUGAAUGUUGGCUUGCUUGGUGUGAGCUUGCUGGGUUUCUGCCUUCCAAUCUACCUGGUCUGCUAUAGACGGAGGCUAGAGAGAGAAAAAAACCAGAAGAUGGAUGAUGCCAAACUCUUCCUCAAAAUCAACGGCACUCCCAAUGAGGAAGCCUUUGUUUAAACUGGUGCUUGAAAUACAACCUCCCCUGUACAGGUUCCUACCACAUCCGUGGGUUCUACCUGUGGUGUAAGCCAGGUUUUUUCUCUCCUGGCUCUGCCAGUCUUUGCUCAUCAUUGGAGUGGGGGCCCAACAUCAUGACUGAGCUUUCCUCAGAUAUACGGCAGGAGACUUCCCACUCCUUACUCCAGGACACGGGAUGCUUUUCCUUUUUAUAAAGGUCAUGCAGAUAUUGUGUUGUAAAUUAUCCCCUGAUCACACUCUCCAGCAGCAGAAUAUCUGCAUAGGAACUUGGGGAGAGAAGGAAUAGAGGGAUGGGGGAAGAGGGAAGAAAGACUGUAAUUUCAGUUUGCAAAUGUAACACACUGAAGUUUGUUUCCUCACCCUCUUCCCCCAACCUUGGCUGAUGUUCUCAGAUGCAAGCUGCACUCCCCUCUCCCUGAGGCUUUAUAAUGGUCUUUAUGCUUGAAAUGUAGCUGGACCCAAUGGUUUUACUGUCUAUCCAGACAUACCCCAGACUGUUCCUGAGGCAGGGAAGGGGCUUUUAUUCCUAUAUGUGUGAACACAGCUUCAGUGUCUUGCUAAAUGUUGGCUGCUAGCACUGACAGCUCCCAAACCUUUUAUUACUGCAAAUGACACGGACUGUGAGAAUGGAUCUGCCUUUCACACUGAAAUGAAGAGCCUAGUGGAUUGCUUGGUCCUAGACCAAGCCUUCAAAGACCUGGAAGUCCUCCUCUUCCCAGCCCACAAACCACCUGUAUGUGUUUUAAACUGUCUGCAGUCCUGGAACCUUUGAGAUAGGAAUUGGAUCUUGUUUACCAAUGAAGUGCUUUGAGACUUGUUGCCUUCUGCCUCCUCUUCCCUCCGACAUGACCCUGGGAAGGGAGCAGCAGCACGUAUUUAGUGGAGUAGAGAAGCUCCUUGAAGCAGCGUCCUGGGGCUCCAAAUACCUUGGUGUUCACAUGCCGUGAGCUGACUUGCUGUUGAAAAGGAUCAAGAGUGCAGAAUGCUCCUUUGUGUCUGGUAACUGGUUCCUGUGGACACAUGGUAGGGUGAUGUGGUGAUGUAAUUCUUCCUUUAGCCAUAGCUUAUUUACAUUGUUCUGAUAGUAGCCCCCAAGCUGCUGAACACCAGGUUACUGUGACUGACCAAAAAGCUGCCGGUUUGGCUGUAUUAAGAGCCUUCUACGAUGUUGAUGCUCUGUCUGGACAGAGUACGUGGUGAUUGAUUGUAUGGUGAAGCUGACUUAGAGCAAUAUAUGUGGGUAAAGGUGGCCCAGGCCUGUUCACCAUGGAGGGAAUACAAAGGGAAUUCUUAUCUUGCUUGUUUUUAUAGAGGUUUUCUUAAGUAUUGUCUAAAGUUGACUUUUCUGCCCUUAACCUUCUUGUUGAGGUUGGAAGCUCAGCCUCUGUAGCCUUGUGACUCGUGUU